AUUCAGACUUGUUGCGAAAUCGAUAAUGGCUACCUCAACUUCUGUACAAUUUACGGUUGGGAAACUCGACGCAGGAAUGGCGAUCUUAUUAACAGAAGAUCACCAUUUAAUAGAGUUUCCAUCAUUAUUACUUCCACCGGGAGUAACAUCUGGUAGUAUAGUAAAUAUAGGAGUAAAUCGUAAUUAUGAUCAAGAAGCAGCACAAAGUAAAGAGUUUUGGGAAUUGCAAGAAGCAAUUCUUAAGGAAUUUGGACGUAAUAAACCAGAACCGCCACGUCUUCACAUAAAACAUAUUACUCAAACAUCAGUCAUACUAGAAUGGGAGCCAUUAGUUUUACAUCAAGCAAAAUUAAAAGCAUUAAACAUUUAUCGUAAUGGAGAAAGAUUAAGUCAACACGCUCCAAUAGGUAUUAAUUAUAUUAAAUUAAGUGGAUUGGAUAUGAAUCAUGAUUAUGAAUUUUACAUUACAAUUCAAACUACAGCUGGUACUUUUACUUCUGAUAAUAUUAAGGUUAAAACUCAUACUAUAGAAAAUUUAACUGGUAUUAAUGUUUGUUUUGGUAUUUUAAAUGGGAAUGAUGAAAAUGAACAAGAUGGUGAUAAUCCUUCCCAUAGUAAACAAGAAUUGAUUGAAAUUUUAGAAAGAAUUGAUGCUAAAUAUAGUGAACAUGUUGGUCCUGAUACAACUCAUUUAUUAUGUAAUAUUCAAGGUGGUCCUGAAUAUCAAAAAGCUUUAGAAGGUUCUAUUCCUAUUGUUAAACCUGAAUGGUUGAUUGCUUGCGAAAAAACUGGUGUAAUACAAGCAGCUUUACCUUAUUAUCUUGUUCCUCAAACUCCCGUUUCUGAAGAGAGUAGCAGAUAAAUUAUUAAUAUUGACUUUUGGCUUAAUAUUAGCUUUAAAUAGUUUUGAAUAAAUAUAUUUGGAAAUUAUAAUAUUAAUUAUAUUAAUCGAUUAAUGGGAUUAGAAAGUAUAUUUAAAUUAAUAGUAAUUAAUUUUUUAUUUUUAUUUUUUUUCUUUACAAUUUGGAUAUAAAUUUAAUUAUCAAAUGAAUAAGUGAAAUGUAUUAAG
This is a messenger RNA of Rhizophagus irregularis DAOM 181602=DAOM 197198, 1069 nucleotides long. RefSeq lists its product as uncharacterized. Gene Ontology annotation, cellular component: trans-Golgi network; exomer complex. The record is from RefSeq and is a predicted model, not a curated record. Gene Ontology annotation, molecular function: protein dimerization activity. Gene Ontology annotation, biological process: Golgi to plasma membrane transport; conjugation with cellular fusion. Lineage: Eukaryota; Fungi; Glomeromycota; Glomeromycetes; Glomerales; Glomeraceae.